UAACAUCGAUACGCAUAAAAUAAAUCCGGAAACGUGCAAAUCCCCAAUUCAAAUUUUAAAUCUCGACCGUCCAUUUCAUCCACAUAACACCCCUCCCUUCUCUCUGUAUAUAUAUAUAUAUAUAUAUCCCUCACUGGAAGAGCUGCGUCGUGCGAUCGAGGAAACCUUUUUGGAAGAAAUGGUGGCCGAAUCUCUGAUCAGAAUCUACGAAUCCUUCGUCGAUGCCAUUGUUAUCGCCUCAGUCUUCGUCUUCUCUCUCCGUCUCUGCUUCAGAAUCGCUUCAUUCCUCGCCAGCCGACCAUGGCGCCGCCACCGCACCUUCACCUUCCGCCCGCGGUGGAGAAAUCCGGCGAACGAUCCUCAUCCGCCUCCGUGCUGCGCGGUGUGCCUCCGAGAUGCCGCGGAGGGAGAGAAGAUGCGGCGGCUGACGGUUUGCGGCCACUGCUUCCACGCCGAUUGCAUCGACACGUGGCUCUCGAUGAAGUCCACGUGUCCUCUGUGCAGAGCCGAGGUCCCGCCUCUUCCGCCGGCGAAUCCUCUCCUCUUGCUGAUCGUUCCGUACGGCGUCAUCGAAUACAUCACCAAAAACGGAACCAUCGUCUCCGACUCGUAGCGACGGGGACCGAUUCUUUCUUCUAGAAGCAGCCCAUUAAAAAAAUAUACAAAUGCCAUCAUCUGGUUUCCAUUCUGGAAUGGAUUUUGUGUUUUUUAUAUUAUAUUAUAUUAUAUUAUAUUAUAUAUGACAUUGAUGUUCCAUAUGCUGUUUGUUCCAUAAAUAAAGAUACAUAUGCUGUGUAUACAUACGUUCGUACAUAUAUACAUACAUCUAUGCGUGCUUCGGUGCGUGUAAAGACUAUUCAACAUCAAUUUUUUUUGUCAUGUAAUAAAAAGAAAACACAUUAUUCAUGCAUUGGAAUCUGACGUAGAUAUUUUAUUGCCGACAUAAUCAUAGAAAUACUGUUUUUAUUAAUUUAAAUUAUUUCUUACUGUACUAUACGCGUGUAUCUACGUGUUGAAUCUACGGCUGGUGGCACACCAAGAAGUGGAUAAUGUUCUCUCGAGAGAACGAGAUCAAAAUAUUUUUUUGAAGGAAUUCUCUUCUUUUUUUUAAACAAAUACAUUUAUAUGUUAAACACGAGGAUAUUAUUAAAAAUAAAAAUAAAAACUUCUGUACCAGAAACUCGGAAUAUUGACAUUCAAAUAGGAAAACAAACACUGUGGAUUGGUCGUACGAUCCGGAAGAUAUAGAAGAUAAGCACAUUCAUGGAAGAGAAUGAGACCGCAACUGAGGAUACCAGUUGAGUUAAGAUCAAACAAAUAAAAUUGGGGAUUGUUUUUGGCAAACAUCAUUAGAAGGGUUUUCACCUAACAACAAAACCAUGAGGACAUUAUAGAGCCAUCAUUAGGAACUGGCAAAACCGACAUGGGUUUGCUGUAAGUAAGCCAGAAAAUGCAUUGGUAUACAGUCUCAUGGUCUUACCUUAUGGGAUCACAAAAAAAAAAAAAAA
Messenger RNA from Tarenaya hassleriana, 1508 nucleotides. RefSeq names its product RING-H2 finger protein ATL46-like. NCBI's taxonomy places the organism in Eukaryota, Viridiplantae, Streptophyta, Magnoliopsida, Brassicales, Cleomaceae. The record is from RefSeq and is a predicted model, not a curated record. Bases 179 to 613 code for a protein of 144 amino acids. Gene Ontology annotation, biological process: protein ubiquitination. The transcript is spliced from 2 exons.